CAAGCCCUUCCUGAGAUAAAUUUGGGGUUUAGUUAAGCGAGAAAACACAAACUCGGUCAGAAUUGAUACCAUGGGGGUUCUUUUCAUUUGUGUACGACUCUUACGUGUCAGCUCCUCUCUAGAUAUCUGCAGAGGAUGACGCUCCUGAAAUAAAUCAUACUGAAGUUGUGGCUUUGCCUUGGGUGUUCUUAAAGCCUCGUUUCCAUUUCAGUGAGGCUUGAGAGUGUGAAAAAGAUGACUAGUGGCAUUUAAUCGAUCCCUUUUUGUUUGAGAUAAAAUGCAAUCUCGUUUCCAUCUCAUGGCGACUUGUCAAAGUGGAUUGAUUUAUUAUGGUGUUAAAACAUUUGUUGAUGACUUCUUCAGUGAUCAUGGCUUCAGGGAACGUGAACACAGGCUGGAGUAUUCCUGACAUUUCGGCCUGUCGGCAAACUGGAAACGGUGAGUCCGGCUCACCUUCUCAGCAGGAUAGUGUGCGGGAUGGUGAACAUUACGGAUACAGCGUUUCCAGUUUGUCUGGAAUUUCCUCGGCUGAAUUUUCCCAACUGCGCUCUGAUGAUGAAAACUUCAGACUCGGCGACAGGUAUAUAUGCGACCACCAUGACAUGAAUGGCUUUUCGGAAGAAGAGCUUCUGAACAUUACGUUUGAGGCGUGCGACGCUGCAGGACGAGGAGAAGUUCUGGCCUCCACUGUGGUGCAGUUUCUACAGGCCAUGACGGGCCACAGUGGUGGACAGGACAAGCUGAUCAUCCUGAAGCACAUGUUGGACCCAGAGGACCGAGAUCCACCCAUCGACAGGGACGCGUUUCACACAACCAUGAGGAAUUGGAUCGCUCAGUGCAGCCAGGACGGAUUAUUUGACGACAGCUACCAGGCAUCAGGAUCAGACUCUUGCAAAGCAACUGGGAACGGAGCGGAAUUUUCUCCUUCGUCGGUUGAAACUACGUUCACAGACCCAAGCGAAUAUCAUUGUGACGCGGGUGAUUUGUUGGGCCUGGUGGCGGAACUGAAGCACGCUCAGCGCAGACUGAGGGGACAGAACAGCAGCCUUCUGAGGAGCGUAUCUCAGUGCGAGGAAACCAACCUUCAGCUGAUGAUGGAUGUUUCAGAGCUUCGCAGCAAACUAGCGAGUGCCCAGCUGUAUGCGGGAAGAGCUCGGUCGCUGGCUGAGGAGCUGGACGAAGCCCGGCGAGCACUGAGAGAAAGCCAAGAGAAAACCAGCCGAGCUCAGGCUAACUGCCGUUCGCUGAUGAAGGAGAUCGAACACCUGAAGGCUCAUAUCAAAGUCAUCGAAGAGAUGAACGAAAAACUGCUGCAGGAGAGAAACGGUGCAGAAGAUCGGCUAAACAAACUGAAACGAGCGAACGCUGACGUCCGGGAGGAACUGGAGGAACUGCAGGUGUUACUGGCAGUGAAAGAAAGGGAAAUCACUAAGAAAAACGUCACACUACAGAAAUUGAAGGAGACUUUUCUGGACUACGACAGAAUCGUCGACGGUCUGCAGUGCGAUCUGGUGAGAUUACAGGAGCACUCGCAACAAGCACUUUCACGGUUUGAUAUAUGUUCUGCAAUUCCGAGAAGUGCCGCGGUCCCAAACCAUUACUCCCUACACCGUGAGAUCCAGGAGGCUGAGCCGAUGGCACGUGUCGAGGAAAACAGCAGCUCGGUGUCUGAGCUUCAGCCUCCUUCAUCUCCAAAGAGAGAUCUGUACAAUUUCAUCCACAAGAUCAAGUCUGCAGAGCUGCGGGACGCAUAUACAGCUGAAUCAUUACAGAAAGUGUUCCUACAGGACCAGCAAGAGCAGGCGAGCUCCAAAAAACAGCUGUUGACCAUUCUGACAGAGCUGGACAGACCUCUGCCUCCGUGGGACCAGCAGCCAGAGCGCAGGCACGUCGAAACACACCGGCAGCCACAGGAAGUCCGCAAAGCUCCGCCCAUCACCUGGUGGAGAGCUCUGAGGGUAGAGGACGAGAGGAACUGGAACACCCGAGACGUCCAGGACACCACCAGGGACAUGCAGGAGAGGAUCAGUGCUCUGGAGAUCCAGCUGAAAGACGCACAGAUGGAGGUCCAAAAGAGCAGAGUUGGGAGAAGCCCGGAGUUGGGAGAAGCCCGUGUCCGGGCGGAGAGGUCCGACGUGUGCAUACAGACGGAGCAGGUUGAAGAUGAGCGCAAACGCGUCGCUGCAGAGAAAGUUCUGGAGUCUCUCAGAAAGGUGGAGGUGGUGGUGACGACGAGGGCGCUGCAGGCUGCUGAGAUGUUGACUGAUAGCGAGAGGAGGAUGAAGGAGAGAAUGGAGGCCAUCAGCCGCAAGGUGGAGGAAGCGCUGAGCAGAACAGCAGACACGGAGAACCAGCUGAGAGGACUGGAGGCUCGGGUUUCCUCCUGCACAAAGUCUUCGGAUGCGAGGUCAGUGGACGCCGGACAUCAUCCAGCAGUCAGCAGGAACAUCUUCACCUCAGACCCUAUGAACACGAAACAAGGUGGCUGCUUUCCGCACGCAGGAGCCGAGGAUAACAGCCGAGAGGGCACAUCUCAGGACACAGAUGAUGCAACUCGAACUCUGAAUGACUCGUCUGAGCCAGUGGUGAAGUGUGAAGCUGUUCUCACGGACUCUUCUUCUUCAGAUCGUCUUCCUGUGGGACUGGUUAACGAGCAAAACCCACCAGUGCAGAACGGCAGUGAGAGAGGGUCUGCUGCUGCUGCUCACGAUCCUGUACCGGAAACUUCCAAGAACGCUGCCUGCGAGGAGCGAAAGCGUCAUGACACACGGGAGAACGGAGCCGGGUCAGAGGAACCAGGCGACGAUGACGACUCUCGAAUAAAGUCGGAAGAAAGGAAGAACGGUGGAGUUUCUCUAGAAGAAGCUGAUUGUGAUCAAAGCAUCAAGCUAGAGGAGAACAAAUAUCCCAACCAUAAGCAGGACGGAAGUUCUGGAAGUUCAGAAUUGGGACCGAGUACCAAGUGUGAAGUCUUCGCGUGUGUGGAGAAAGGACGCUCUGCAGAACCGGAGCAGUGUGACCAAACGCCCAGCUUCUAUUUAAGUGAAGGUGCAUCGAAGGGCAGUGGACAUUGGGAAGAAGGAUCAGGAACCAGUGAAGGAAGCCAAGAGGAGACCAACAGGAACAUAAAGGAUUCAACAACAAAGUGGACGUGCAGCACAGCAGAAUCAGGGAACAGACCUGUUCAGAUCUGUCGGGUACAGACUGCAGAACCGGCUGGAACACUAAAGAAAGAAAUCUCCGCCGAAUGUGGAACAGCAGGACCUCCGGCUAAACCGUCUUCUACAAGGCCUUUUCAUCUCGCAGUAUCGGAGUCCCACACACCUUUCUUUUUCCCUCGCACUCGCUCUCGACCUCCGACCGCCCACACUAUGCCCACUCUGCCGGAAGAGGAAGAAGAUUCUCCCGAGGAGAUCGACAGCGCCUCCAGCUCCCCGUCCUCUGUUAUGCCAGUCGAAUCCAAGCUAGUGAACGUAACCCUGUCGCCUCCUGCUAUCGUCCUGCCCAGACAAGUCAACAAGCAGGAACCGAAGCCCCUGGAGGAAGCUAGACCACACAGCCCGAGACCCCGGCUCUCGAGGAACCCCAGCUCCUCUGUGCCAAUAACUACAGUAGAUAACGAUGGUCACGUGAUCGACCUGGUGAAAGAUCAGCUUCCAGAGAUGCUGUUGUCCGAGGAGGACCGGCAGAAGAACCUGGAGCUGCUGGAGGAGGCGAAGAAAGUGAGCGAUCGCUUCCUGACGCGUAGGGGACGGCGGUCUACGUGUAGCCUCACAGACUCUCCUACAGCUCUCUCGCCCAACCCCACUCCAGGCUCCUCUCCUGUUCACUCCAGAAGCAGCUCCACCUCUGCACCGCCACCACAAAUGGAAGUCCUAGCAAAUCCUCCUUCAAGCCCGAGUCAGAGGUUGGAGGUGCCUGCAGCGCGGGACCACGGAGAAGCAAAUAAACCCGAGCAAGAGACUCUGAAGAAUUUUGUGGAAUGGAAACCGCCUGAGAAGCGCAAGGUUUCCUCUGGCAUGCUGACCCCCCGCCACACCGCCACCACCUCUGCACCAACCAAGGAGCUCACUAGGUCUCCAAAGGAUAGUGCGGAGCUGUGCGUCUCCAUGGAAGGGGGGAAAAAGCAAAUUCCGGUUCCAGCGGUCCAGAAACCAGAUAGCCAGACGCCGGCGACCGGAGUGGCCAAAGCGGUACAGCGGCCAGCCAUGCAGCAAGCUCCGUGCACAGCUGAGAUCAAGACCAUCGGGGCCUUCCCGCCUCUCAUGAGGGCCGUCUCCUGGGAUACGGUGGGCUCUCUGAACAUGAGGAACGGCGGACCCAAAGGAGAAGAUGGCCUCUCUUAUUCUGACAACCUGAAGCCUCCCGUGAGUGGCCAGAAAUUAUCCAAGCUGCGGGAGGAAAAUAAGCUGUUGAGGAACCAGAGCAUCUCGGGGUCAAAGCUGCCAGACCUGAGCGAGACGGCCGAACAGGACCGAGAUCCGUCGUCUUCUACGUCUGAGUCCACAGCAGACGAGGAGUUGAAAGAGAAAGCAGACGCCAUGCCCAAUAUAUCAGACAUCAUGCUGCGGAAGCUCAAACUACACAGAGGCUUACCAGGCUGUGCCCCUCCGCUCACAGAGAAGGAAGUCGAGAAUGCCUUUGUGCAGCUGUCUCUAGCAUUCCGAAAUGACAACUACACGCUGGACACCAGACUGAAGCAGGCAGAGAGGGAACGCAACCUUACGGAGGAGAACACUGAGAAGGAACUGGAAGAGUUUAAAAACUCACUGAAGACCACAGUGUCUCUCUGGCAGAAUGCAGAGCAGAGGGAAUUCUACCAGCGCCUCAUCGAGACCGUAGCUGUACUGCACCGCCUCGCCAACCGUCUGUCCAGCCGGGCAGAGAUGGUGGGUGCAGUGCGACAGGAGAAGCGGAUGAACAAGGCCACUGAGGUGAUGAUGCAGUAUGUCGAGAACCUAAAGAGAACCUAUGAGAAGGAUCAUGCAGAGCUGAUGGAGUUUAAGAAACUAGCCAACCAGAACUCGCCCCGUUGUUAUGGAAGCUCAAUGGAAACUGGAGAUGAUGGAGUUCCACGUGCAGCGAGAUCCAUGUCUUUGACAAUGGGAAAGGCUUUACCCAGAAGGAGAGUCAGCGUAGCUGUGGUCCCCAAAUUUAAUCUCCUGAACAUUCCUGGUCAGACUCCAACCACAGGGGGUCCCGCUCCAGGUCCUGGAGCUAAUUUUUGCACUGCUGCUGGCCCCGGCCCCAGCCCCGGCACUGGCCCUGGUGCACUUCCUGUACUGUGCGAGGCGAACAGUUUGAAGAGCGACUCCACUUCAGAUCCGGCGCAGCAAACAGCAGGGGAAAUUGGAAAAGUUCUGCUGGAGCAGGAAGGUGAGACAGCUAACCCGGCCAAAGCUUCCUGUAUUCCAGAAGAGAUCAGAGCUGAGAUCAAGGCCAAGAUCGAGGAGGAAGCCUACAAUAAAGGGUAUCAGGAAGGACUGAAAAGACUUAAAGAGCUCCAGGAAAUGAAGGAGCAGGAAGAGAAGGCAGAAGAAAAAGAGACCGAGCCAGAAGAGAUAAAUGGAGAAGAGCUGGAAGAAGAAAAAAAGCCAAGCAGGUUUGAACGAGUUCUGGAAGUCCUUGAACGAAUAUGUCCAAAGAUCUUCAGGAGGAACCGGACGCUAUGGAUUGUACUUACUUUGUUCUUAGUAGUGUUCCUUUUAGUCAACCUUAUAAACUUCUUCAGCAACCUCUACGCCGAUCACGCAGACGCAACGGCAGAAAAGUCCAACGUUCCUGGCAAGAAGAAGUUUUUAGGACUGCGUGUCGGAUCAAAAAGUCCGAGUCCAGAGUAACACCAAAACUGCACUUCAGAGACGGUUUGAGGAGUUGAUUAACUUGAACCUUUGGAACCUUCGUUGUGUCAUGAGGAACCAAAUAACUUAAUUUAAGCUGUUUUUUUGUUGUUGUUUUUUUAACGAAAAUGGGCAAAAUCGCAACAAAUCCUGUCGAGUCCGAAGUCCUCGUAAGAUUAUAUAUAUAGUUUGAUAUGUAACAAUUCGAGGCAAUGGUCACAUUUAAUGAGAUUUGAGAUUACAUUACCACUCAAACUUUACUAUUUUAUUCUCAGGUUGAGAAAUUAAGGACACUAUUUACGAGCUUUAAUCUCUGGUAUGGGUUUUGAAAUUCAUCGCUGACGUCUUCAUCGUCUGUUUGAUCUGGCAUUCCGGGGUAGCUUUUGCGUUCAAGUUUUGUGCAACACGAUAGGUUUUGAUUUUCGAUUCGGUAGAUUUUCAGAUUUGACGUGUUGGAUGGUGUCCUUGGAGCACGUUAGUGUGAAGAAUUUUCCACACCAAAAAAAAACAAACAAACAAAAAAAAAAGUCAGACAACACUUACCUUCUUUCCUAGCACCAGAGGUUUGUCAUUGUUUUAGAUCAUUCAUUUUCAAGUGUGUUAAUGGUUUGUUGUGCCACUCCACUCCUGUUAAUAAAGGGGCCUUUAAAAAAAAACAAAAAACAAAUAAUAAUAAUUUUAAAAAAAAGGUCCAGCAGUUUCACACACGGUAAUAAAAUGCGCUACGUGUCACAAUCUUGUAUUUAUUUAUUUAUUUAUUUAUUUAUUUAUUUAAAAUUCAGCUCAGUUAACCCUCACACUGUUAGUAGUGUAUUAACCUCUUCCUUCAUAUUAUAGUUAAACCAAGCAAUGGGAUUACGUACCUGUAUGAUGGUAGGGUAUGUUACAUCACGAUGAGGAAAUCUCAAAUGGUUCUAAUGUCAGUGCUGUUACAAUGCUGUUCUAGGAAAAUAAUCAAGCACGUGAUGGUGUGACGAAACAGAUUUACAUCCCAAAGUUGAUUAUUUUCCAGCAGCCUGUCCAGAAGUGUUUUAGUCGUCUUCUACCACAGCAUUUUACCAAUCAGUGUUUUAUUUAUUAACUAAUGACAAUUCAUACUUUUUUCUUUUUUUUUUUUUUUUUUUUAUCCAUUUAUAGCUACAUUUUAAUGUUGUGGAACAAGUGAAACCAGUCUUAUCGCUAAUGUUAUAGCAGUCACUGUAUAAACAGUCAUUUCGUCACCAGCCUCUCUUCGCGCAACCCCAACCCCAAAAAAACGUAGCUUGUCAAGUUUUUAAAAAUUGUUUUGUUUUUUUUUUACAGCUUUACUGUGUACUUUUUAUCUGUUUGUGAUUGUGUUUCAUGCUGUACAAACAUUUCCCUAACCAGCCUCUUUCUUUUUCUUUCUCUAGCUUUCUUUUGAAUUUAACGAGGCCAAAAAAACCCACACCAAAAAAAAAAAAAAAAAAAUUCCCAGAAGUUGAUUAUUUUCCUUUAACAGCACAUGCUGAAUUGUUUGCCACACUAAUUUUCCCAACAGUUCCAAUUUUUUAUUUCUUCAUCCACACCACGUCAUGGUUUUUAAACACCGACGGUUGCAUUCGAUGAUGUGGGAUGUUCACAAAACACGUUCGCUCCGGUUCAAAUGUACGGCUUGUGUUAUAGCGGCUAUAAGUCGGUCGCUCGCUAGGCUCUUACAGUUGUUGAUAGAUAAAUAAAUAAAUAAAUAAACGCAGGUUGCAGAGAAACCGCAAAGAGUGAAAACCCUUCUACCCCGAAGACUUUCCUAUGGCAGAGAAUUUCCCGUUCCAAAGCGCUGACACUGGAGACUCCUCCCAUAAACGUUAAACGUCUCCUUAAAGAAAACGCCAUAUCGACGUUUACACGCUUUUCUUUGUCACAACAACUACACGUUCUUAAUGUUUUAUUAUUAGUCCUUAGAUAACGUCACUCAUCCACCAUACACGUCCCUGUGAAUGAGCUGUCGCUAUAGAAACGAUAACGUAUUCGAACGAGCGCGUUGAUAUACACUUGUGAUCUGCCGAUACACUACUGUCAGGGUUGCUGUUGUAGAAAAUGAAUCUCCACCUUCUGAGAAAUCAGAAUGGAGAGAUCGACAGAGCUGUGGUAUAGCAGGUGCGGCAAGUGCAAUGAAUUCGAGUAAAUCUGCAAAAUUUUCAUAAAUAGUAUUGUAUAUUUAGUAGAACUGAUGGAGGAACUGAAAAACAACACGGCUCGUUGUUUUGUUUUGUUUUUUCUCCUAGCGUGCAGCAGUUUGUCGCGUUGCCAUGAUGAGUCGAUAUUACGCAAACCUCAGCAGGGAACAAAAGUGCACGAUCAAUUCCGACAGAAAAUCUGCUGACUCGCUGAUGAUGGCUCAUACUUCCUGUAUUCCUGCGUCAUUUCCCCAUCUGUGGUGUGUGUGUGUUGCUGGAAGCAGGCUGUAUGUCAGUGAAAGAUCACAGGAAGUGUAAAGAACAUUUGCUUGUUAAGAAAAUGUGUAUAUAUAAAAUCUAUUUUAACGUAAUCUCCGUCCACUGUAUCUGUAGUGAUUCAAAAAAGGCAAGGAAAAUGUUUACUCCAAAGCCAUUUAUAUAAUGGAAGUCUAAGGGCAGUUGCUGGAUGGGGAAAUAUUAAAAACCUUAACCUUAUGCUCACACUAGCAAGGGACUCUCCUGCUUCCUUCUGAGCUUUACUUGCGUCUGUACACACGUAAUGAAAGGUCGUACAUGAUGGGGAUGCGAACUAACCUCAUGUAGGAGCUAAAGUCCGAGGAAUCCUUUUAAGCCAAUCCGUUUGGAUUUGUCACUUUAGAGUGUCAUGAUUUAAAAUUUGCACAGAAUUGAGAAAAUCUCCCACGACGUUCACACCAGCAUGCGACAGUGACUGUUUAUUUUCCGAUCAGCCAAAACGUUAAAACCACCGAGAGGUGACGUGAAUAACAUCGAUUAUCUUCUUACAGUGGCACCUGUCGAGGGGUGGGGUAUAUUUAUUAGGCAGUAAGUGAACAAUAAGUUCUCGAAGUUGAUGUGCUGGAAGCAGGGAAAAUGGGCAAGCGUGAGGAUCUGAGAGACACUGACGAGGGUUAAAAUGUGAUGGCUAGACGACUGGGUCAGAGCAUCUCCAAAGCAGUAGGUCUUGUGGGGUGUUCCCGGUAUGCAGUGGUUAGUACCUAUCAAAAGUGGUCCAUGGAAGGACCGAUCUCAAUCCGAUCGAGCAUCUGUGGGACGUUCUGGACAAACAACUCUGAUCCACGGAGGCCCCACCUCGCAACUUGCAGAACUUUUUAACGUCUUGGUCCCAGUCUUGUGGAGGCCAUGCUGUUUUGGCAGCACAAGGGGGGCCUACACAUUAUUAAACAUGUGGUUUUAAUGUCAUGGCUGACCAGUGUAUAUUUUAUGUAUGACAUUUUUCUUAAUUCUAUGCAAAUUAGGUAUGACACGGUAAAGCUACAAAUUGACUGAACACAAUAAAAACAGAACAACAACUUGGAACCAGGGUUUCAUCUUUUCCUGUGAAAUACGGCCUUGGGUGAAAUGUGUGCAGAAACAUUACAAAGAAAAAAUGAAGCUUGAAAGGAAGUAGCGGAUAUCGUUACUUCCUCUAGAAAGUGAACGCAGCCGGUACAAUUGACGUGCUUUGGUCUACGGUUUUGCAGGCAGAUCAAUUAACAAUUGAUCUUCACUUCGAUUAGCGUAUUGCUUGAUUUUAGUGUUGCGCUAGUUAGCUUCAGAAGCAUUUACAGUUUUGGCUGCUAUUCUUUCUCGUUCUCAUUCAAAAAUUCAAAAUAAAAAAAAACGCCCACAAGAGAGAAAUUUACAAGUGACACGAGUGACUCGUCACUUUCCAAAAAAGUGUUGUGUUUAUCCAUACGCCAUAAGAGCCACUCCACUGGUCACCACGGCAAAAAUAGUUCCUUCUCUGCAAGGACCAGUUAUACAUUUAUAGAUUUGAGUUCAACAACUGCCCUUAGUUUUCAGUAAACGAUCUGUUCUUAUCUAGGAAAAGGGAAGUGUGUACUGUAAUUAAGCAUACAUUACAGAUAUCAUGGAUAGAGAUUAUACACACACAAAUACAAAAAUGCAGGAGUAUUGCACUAAUCACUCUUAUAAUUGGGUACAAAAGCUAAACAAACAGUCCUGGGAGACGAAACAAUUUCAUAUCAAGCUUUAAACAGUAGUCUUAUGGGAACGCUUCAAAGACUUGUUUAUUCUAGACGUUCCCAAAGAGCCAUAAUUGUCUCUUGGUCAAUCCUACAAACCGUCUGGGGUGCCAAUAUUUUAACUCGUACCAUUACACGCUUUGUUGAGUGUGAAGUUUUUGGAAAAGCUGAUCAAGUUUAAGCGUACGGUCGGUUAUCGGAGAGCCAUCGCUGCUUGGCCAGGUUCCCUCCUGACCUCAGCAAAGAAGCAAGCCCAUUUCCUCCUGUUUCCUAUUCCCCGAGCA
This is a messenger RNA of Ictalurus punctatus (channel catfish), 10265 nucleotides long. RefSeq names its product murine retrovirus integration site 1 homolog (gene irag1). The coding region runs from base 330 to 5840 and encodes 1836 amino acids. The transcript is spliced from 42 exons. Lineage: Eukaryota; Metazoa; Chordata; Actinopteri; Siluriformes; Ictaluridae. The record is from RefSeq and is a predicted model, not a curated record. Gene Ontology annotation, cellular component: endoplasmic reticulum membrane.